AUGAGCGAAAUAGACAGCCAACAAAGAAUUAACACUACUCCAUUGUCUGCAUAUAAUGGCCACAACAAAAUUUGCAGAAGCGGGGAACGUGUCAAUUUUGAAGAGAUGGACAUUGGAUCAUCAACUCCAAAGUCUACGCUCUCUUCUCUCCACGAGACAUCUGAUGUAGUUCAAGGUCAGCCUGCCAAAAUUUUCUUGCAACCUCAUGACAGACCACUGAGGACUCCCUUAUCUGAUAUCACCAACAAUUUGUCGAGGAACCUGUCAAAUACGUCGGCCAACAGAGGUAAAGUUAAAAUCAAGCCAUCUAAUUUUCAGCCUCAGAGUCUGGAACCCUUUACCCGCAACCUUUUUGAUGAGGAAUUUAGCCGGACCCCGACCACUGACAAAGUCAUUUAUGAUGAGGACUUGGAGGAGACUAGAUUACCAUCUUCAUAUCUUUCUGAUGAAUCUCUAUCUGAUGUGGACACAUCAUAUGAAGAUCAAUAUACAGAGGAAGGUUUUGAGGACCAUAGUCGUGGAGUAUUUGAUACAGAAGACACACACCCAAACCUGACAAAGAAUAAGAAGAGGUGUACUCGUGGUUCCAAAUACCUUAUACCCGAAGAAUAUGCCACUCUUGGUGCUCCUUCUAAAGUGUGCAGUCACUGCAACUCAUUGAUGUGGCAUGAGGAGCGUGUGAACAAGAAUGUCACAAAAGGGAAACCACUUUUUUCUAUUUGCUGCAGGAAAGGUGAUGUUAAAUUACCAGAACCAAUGGAGACUCCAGGAUACUUGCGCAGUCUUUAUGAAGAUGAGGUUGGAGGCUCAGAUUUUCAGAGAAGCAUCAGACUAUACAAUGCAAUGUUUGCAUUUACCUCUGCUGGUGGGAAUGUAGACCAUUCCAUUAACAGAGGAAGGGGUCCCUAUAUAUAUCGUCUUAAUGGUCAAAAUCACCAUGUAUUUGGCUCUUUAAUACCUGAUGAUGGCGACACACCUAAAUUUUGUCAGCUGUACAUAUACGAUACUGCAAAUGAGGUUAGCAACCGUCUGCGCUGGGUGAAGGUCUCUGAUGAACAACCUGUAGAUGCCGAAAUUGUUGACGGAUUAAUUCAAAUGCUUGAUGAAACUAAUGAGUUGGUCAAGAAAUUCCGCACAGCCCGUGAUCGUUGGGAGAAUAAGGACAUAUGUGAUUUGAAGGUUGAGCUAAAAGUUUGUCGUGCUCAGAAUGGCAGGGAGAAUCAUAUCUCUGCAUCCAAUGAGGUUGCUGGCAUUAUGGUUGGUUCUACCUCAAACACAACUCCUGACCGGGACAUUAUAAUUGAACCAAAAUUUGGAAAGCUGAAACGUGUCUCCUAUGUUCAUCCCAAAUUCAUGGCGCUUCAAUAUCCAUUGCUCUUUCCGAAUGGCGAGGAUGGAUACCAUGAUAAGAUUCCAUUCCAGAGUGCCGAUUUGUCAAACCUGAAAGAACGAGAUUUCAUAUCAAUGAAAGAUUAUUAUGCGUACCAGUUUCAAGUUAGGCAGAAUCAUUCUUUGACAACCAGAUUAGGUGGGAGGCUCUUCCAACAGUAUGUUGUUGAUGCCUUUUCAUCGAUUGAACAGACAAGAUUGUGGUGGUUUCGCAAAAAUCAAACAAUUCUGCGGAAUGAAUUAUAUAGUCAUAUAUGUGAUUCUGUGAGAAAUGGAGAUUUGAGUUCAUCUAAUGUUGGUAAAGGCGUCAUCUUACCAGCUGGAUUUGUUGGCUCUAAGAGAUACAUGCAACAGAACUUCCAGGAUGCGCUUGCAGUGUGUCGUCACGUAGGACACCCAGACAUAUUUCUGACGAUGACAACUAAUCCAUUAUGGGAUGAAAUCCAGCAAAUGAUGAAAUUUCUACCUGGAUGUAAGUCUGAGAAUUCCCCAGAUAUUAUUUCUCGGGUUUUUCGUUUGAAACUUGACCAGCUCACAAAUGACAUAAAGAAAAAGUCAUUUUUCGGAAUCUGUGUAGGAGAGUUUCAAAAGCGUGGCCUUCCCCACGUGCAUAUGCUUAUUUGGCUUGACAGUAAAUCCAAAGUUUACCUCAAGAACAAUGUAGAUAAGUUUGUUUCGGCUGAGAUUCCUGAUCCUAUCAAAGACCCUGUUGGCUAUGCUGCGGUCAAAGCAUUUAUGAUACAUGGCCCUUGCGGAUUGCAGAAUACUAAAUCUCCAUGCAUGAAAGGUCUUAAAUGUAUUAGGCAUUUCCCUAAGAAGUACUCUGCACGAACAAUGUUUGAUGAAAGUGGUUUUCCUAUCUACCGAAGAAGAAGACAGAACGUAACGGUUCAUGUUCGGAACGCAGAUUUGGAUAAUCAGUGGGUGGUCCCAUAUAAUCGUGAUUUAUUGGUAAAGUACCAAUGUCACAUGAAUAUUGAGAUUUGUUGCCAUGCGCGAAGUUUGAAAUACCUCUUCAAAUAUUGCUUAAAGGGACACGAUACUGCCACUGUUCAUAUAAGUGGGAAGAAAAAAAAAACAUCCAACCAUAAUGGUGCUGAGGCUAUAGAUGAGAUUGAUGCAUACUUUGACGGGCGCUACAUUUGUGGGGCAGAAUCAGCUUAUAGGAUUUUUGGUUUUCCUAUUCAUCACCGUACUAUAUCUGUAGAACGCCUUCCUUUCCAUCUUCCAGGUCAAAAAAAUUGCACCUUCCAUUCUUCCCAGCCCCUAAACAAGGUAGCUGAACGUGAGAAGGAUAGAUUCAGCAAAUUAGAGGCCUUUUUUCAUUUAUGCAGUACUGACGUGUCUGCCAGGCAAUACACCUAUCAGGAAAUACCGCAACACUUUGUCUGGGAUGAUGGCCUAAGAAACUGGAAGCCAAGAAAAAGAGGCUUUCAAAUUGGCCGGCUUUCGUACACUCAUCAUAGCAGUGGCGAGGUUUGGUUUAUGCGGUUGUUACUAACCAAAGUGCGCGGUCCUACUUCUUUCCAAAGUCUAAGGAUUGUCAAUGGUGUCUGUUAUGAUUCAUUCCGUGAUGCUUGCAAAGAGUUAGGUUUGCUUGACGAUGAUAAGGAAUGGCAUGAAGUUUUAACUCAGUGUUCUGCAGGUGGCUUACCUCCGCAAAUCAGACAGCUCUUUGUUCACAUUAUUGUCAACUGCAAGGUUACAGAUUUAUUCCAUUUGUGGACAUCUCAUUGGAAGCACAUGGUUGAUGACAUUCUUUUAAAAAGAAGGCGAAUAAACAAAGAUGACAGUCUGAUUUUGGACGACAAGCAACUGCAAUUUUAUGCUCUUGCAGAAAUUGAUGAUCUGCUGAGGUCAAUUGGCAAGUCGUUAAAGAGUUUUCCGCAGCUGCCACAGCCACCAGAGACUUACCUCAACCAUGGGAGUAAUAACCUUAUUUUAGAAGAAACCAACUACAAUAUUCUUGAAAUGGAUGUAGAAAACAAGAAGUUGGUUUCCAUGAUGAAUGCUGAACAAUUAAAUGUCUACAAUGCUAUUUUGGAGUCUGUUCGUAACAAUGAAGGUGGCCUUCAUUUUGUUCAUGGCAGCGGUGGUUGUGGCAAGACUUUUCUAUGGAGAACUCUUAUCUCAAAGCUAAGAUCACAAGGUGACAUUGUUCUACCAGUUGCCUCUUCAGGGAUCGCUGCCACGCUCAUGCCUGGUGGGAGAACCGCGCAUUCCCGGUUUAAGAUACCUAUUGUCUUGGAUGAAUUAUCUGUGUGUGCAAUUGGAAAUAAAUCAGACAUUGCUGAAUUAAUUAGGCAUACAAAACUUAUUAUAUGGGAUGAAGCUCCCAUGCAACACAGAUAUGCCUUUGAAUGCUUGGAUCGUUCUUUGAGGGAUAUUAUGAAAUCUUCUGAUCUAGGUCGUGCUGCUUUACCUUUUGGUGGAAUUACUGUAGUACUAGGAGGAGAUUUCAGACAGAUACUGCCAGUCAUACCUCAUGGCGACAGGGCUCAGAUUCUCGGAGCAUGUAUAACCAGAUCCUAUCUUUGGAAUAUCUGUAAAAUCUUUGUUCUUACCAAAAACAUGCGAUUGAACAAAGGUUCAUCAGAUGCAGAAGCUAAUGAGGUGAAAGAAUUUGCUAAAUGGGUUCUUGAUGUAGGCAAUGGUACAUUCACUACAUCCCACAAUGCAGAUGACAGAUUGAAUGAGGACAAUAUUGAGGUACCUCUCAAAUUCUGUGAUUUGGAAAAUGACAAUUCAGUGGAGAACAUGAUACGCAGCAUAUAUCCUGAUUUUGUCCACAACUCCAUGAAUCCAGAGUAUCUCAGCGAGAGAGCUAUCCUCACUCCUACUAACCAAACUGUUGGUCAUCUUAAUUCUCUUAUUGUAGACAUGAUUCCCGGUGAGGCAGUUACGUAUUACAGUGUUGACAGCGCAGAAGAUUUUGGUGGCACCGAUGCUGAUUUGCAUUGUGCAUUUCCUAUUGAGUAUCUUAAUUCCCUAAGUGUGCCAGGUAUGCCUGCUCAUGACCUCAAGCUGAAAGUCGGCGUUGUUGUAAUGCUAAUGAGAAACUUGAAUCAAACACUUGGACUUUGCAACGGAACUCGAAUGAUUGUAACCAAGUGUUUGAAAUUUUGUGUAGAGUGUGAGGUCAUUUGCGGAUCUUUUAAAGGGACACGACAUUUUAUUCCACGAAUGGAGCUAUGUCCCAGCGACUCUUUACUGCCAUUCAAGCUUGUGAGAAAACAGAUGCCACUUCAGAUUUGCUAUGCAAUGACGAUCAACAAAUCCCAAGGACAAUCUUUAAAGACAGUUGGUUUGUUUCUCCCAAAACCCGUCUUCACACAUGGACAAUUUUACGUUGCUGUGAGCCGAGUUACAUCUCCUGGAGGGCUGAAAAUCUUUAUUGAUGAUGAUCGUGGUUUUCCAACAAAUAUAACGCAGAAUGUAGUAUAUAAAGAAGUCUUCUAUGCAUUGCCAAGGUAG
This is a messenger RNA of Daucus carota subsp. sativus, 4863 nucleotides long. RefSeq lists its product as uncharacterized. NCBI's taxonomy places the organism in Eukaryota, Viridiplantae, Streptophyta, Magnoliopsida, Apiales, Apiaceae. The coding region runs from base 1 to 4863 and encodes 1620 amino acids. Gene Ontology annotation, molecular function: DNA helicase activity. The transcript has 9 exons. The record is from RefSeq and is a predicted model, not a curated record. Gene Ontology annotation, biological process: DNA repair; telomere maintenance.